Molecule: messenger RNA, 1506 nt
Organism: Camponotus floridanus (Florida carpenter ant)
Lineage: Eukaryota; Metazoa; Arthropoda; Insecta; Hymenoptera; Formicidae
Gene: Fnta
Product: protein farnesyltransferase/geranylgeranyltransferase type-1 subunit alpha
Exons: 6
Coding region: 192-1187 (331 amino acids)
Biological process (GO): protein farnesylation; protein geranylgeranylation
Cellular component (GO): CAAX-protein geranylgeranyltransferase complex; cytoplasm; protein farnesyltransferase complex
Molecular function (GO): protein farnesyltransferase activity; CAAX-protein geranylgeranyltransferase activity
Source: RefSeq, a predicted model, not a curated record
GACAGAUUUAUGAAGAUUUGAUAUGAGAUCAUUUGACAAUUGUAUUUGAGAAAAGUUAAACAUAAAUUUUAAAGGCACAUGACGUUGCAUAGAGUACAGUAGUGUUUAGGAUAGGUUAGAACUUGUUAAACACAACUCUUGUGUGCGGUCUUAUUUUCUUCUCUGCAAUACAAAUCGUAUUAAAGUAGAGCAUGUCGGAUAGUUCUGACGAUGAAUUAAAUUGUGGUGACGAUCAUGAGAAAACGUCGUGGACUUUGUAUAAAGACCGCGAUGAGUGGAGUGACGUGACUCCUUUACCUCAGGAUGACGGUCCUCAUCCUGUUGUAGCAAUUGCAUAUUCUGAAAAGUUUAAGGAUGCCUAUGAUUAUUUCCGUGCCAUUCUAAAGUCAGGUGAAAAGUCAGAGCGUGCAUUGGCUUUAACAGAAGCCUGUAUAUGGCUUAACCCAGCUAAUUAUACUGUAUGGCAAUAUAGAAGAGAGAUACUUAAAGCUCUGGCAAAGAACUUACAGGAAGAGUUAAAAUAUACAGUUCGAAUGAUAAAAUAUAAUUCUAAAAAUUAUCAAGUUUGGCAUCACAGAAAAGUCAUUGUUGAAUGGCUACAAGAUCCUAGUGAAGAAUUAGCAUUUAUAGAAAGUGUUUUAUGUAAAGAUGCAAAGAAUUAUCAUGCCUGGCAACAUCGUCAAUGGUGCAUACAAACUUUCAAUUUAUAUGAGUAUGAAUUGGAAUAUGUGGAGCAAUUGUUAAAUGAUGAUGUUCGCAACAAUUCUGCUUGGAAUCAACGGUACUUUGUCAUAAGUAAUACGACUAAGUUUGAGCAAGAAGUGAUAGAUAGAGAAAUCGAUUUUUCAUUGGAAAAAAUAGAACUAUCAAAAGGAAAUGAGAGUGCUUGGAAUUACUUAAGAGGAAUAUUGUUACAUGACAGCAAAGGCUUAGGUUACAAUGAAAAAGUAAGGCAAAAAUGCGAAGAAAUGUAUAAAGAAGGAUGCCGUACUAACCAUUUGUUGGCCUGCAUAAUUGAUAUUUGUCAAGAAAUAUCAUCUGAUGAAACCCCAUCUUCUUUAUUUCAUAUUAAUUCUGCAUAUGAACUAUGUAAGGAUUUGUCAAAAAAAUAUGAUACAAUAAGAUGGCGAUACUGGAAUUAUGUGGGUAAUCAGUUGAAAACGAUAAAAUUGAAAACAGAAGCUUGAAAUUAAAAACUAGAGCACUCCUACACUGUGAAUUGUUCAAAGAAUUUUAGGUAAUGUUUUUAUAUGUCAAUCUAUAUAUGGUUGAUACAUCUUGGCCUCUUGUCUACACAAAUUAUUACAUAAUAAUAAUAAUAAAAUUUCUCAGAGCAAUUUCUAUAAUUGAUUUAUAUAAAUUAAAUGUAUCUUUUAUGCUCUAUGAAAUAGAAUCAGAAUUUAUUAGUUAACUUAUCAGAACUUAUAUUAAGCAAAAUUUAUAUCACUAAGCUAUAAGAUGUAUUAUACCAAUGUUAACGUAAAUAAAAUGACCUAUAUUACCUUU